GGUGGCGCUGCAGUUAUUAUGAGGACUCAUUAUGGCGCACCUCUUUCCUUGAAAAGAGUCGUCGUCGUUUAGUUAGGCUUCCGGUAAAGGGACGUUUUUAACAUAUCUCAGUGCUUGUUUGCAAGGCUGCUCAAAAUGCCGAAGUUUUAUUGUGAUUACUGUGAUACCUACCUUACUCAUGACUCGCCCUCUGUGAGGAAAACACACUGCAGUGGCCGCAAACACAAAGAAAAUGUAAAAGACUACUACCAGAAAUGGAUGGAAGAACAAGCGCAGAGCCUCAUUGACAAAACAACCGCUGCCUUCCAACAAGGGAAGAUGCCCCCAACACCAUUCCCAGGAGCCCCACCUCCAGGGGGUGCCAUGAUCCCUCCACCAAACCUCAAUGGCCCCCCACGUCCAGGGAUGCUACCAACACCCCAGAUGGGUGGUCCUCCAAUGAUGCCCAUGAUGGGUGGAAUGGGACCACCUCCACCUGGAAUGAUGGGUGGUCCAGGUAUGCGACCUCCAAUGGGUGGCCGAAUGCAGAUGAUGCCUGGACAUCACAUGAUGCGACCUCCCGGUCACCCAAUGAUGAUGCGGCCAAUGAUGGCACGGCCAGACCGAUAAACUCUCCCGACUCCCUCAAACACACCCAUGGGUUUGUUCCACAUGAUCAGUAAAUCUUAUUCUCACUUAUAAAAUCGGUUUGAUUAGGGAAAUCGAUUGUUGAAGAUUGUCUCAAAUAUAAAAUGUUUGUCUCUGACAAGUGCCACAGUUGCUCACAUGUAGCUAGUUCAUCGUAUAAUUAUUGGUAACUUUGCGUCAAACUUCUUCUACGUAGAUUUUAAGGUGAGGAGCAUUACUGAUCCUGUGGAACAAACCUUUUGGCAAAUCCCUCCACUCUACAACUGUUUCUUGGACUUUACUUUACAUAAUACUGUGUUGGUUGUCUUGCCUUUGCUGUACCUUCCAUUUUCCCUGGAUGGAUUUCAUUUUUUAUUAUUCUAUAGAUUUUAUAAUGUUCCCUCUGCUUAUUCCCAUUUCCCUGCUCAUUGUUAUUUUGGUGUCUUGGCAAGUGCCAAAGACAAAAUGGGAAGUUAUGAAAAUGUUGUUGAAUGUGUUUUAUCAUUCACCUAGAGGUGUAUUAUAAGGUCUCCCGUUUUAUUUUGUUGGCAGUACCAGUCAGAUGAGUCGGCAGCAGUUUCUUUUUUACAAUUUUAUGAGCCGUUACUAUUGGCUUUGAAUUUGUUGUAUUACGGUCUAUUAAACGAAAAGCUAAGUUCUC
Oncorhynchus keta (chum salmon) is the source of this 1267-nucleotide messenger RNA. RefSeq names its product U1 small nuclear ribonucleoprotein C-like. The transcript is spliced from 6 exons. Bases 136 to 609 code for a protein of 157 amino acids. Gene Ontology annotation, biological process: spliceosomal snRNP assembly; mRNA splicing, via spliceosome; mRNA 5'-splice site recognition. NCBI's taxonomy places the organism in Eukaryota, Metazoa, Chordata, Actinopteri, Salmoniformes, Salmonidae. Gene Ontology annotation, cellular component: nucleus; U1 snRNP. Gene Ontology annotation, molecular function: pre-mRNA 5'-splice site binding; zinc ion binding. The record is from RefSeq and is a predicted model, not a curated record.